Messenger RNA from Lineus longissimus, 1245 nucleotides. Its product is annotated as ATP synthase lipid-binding protein, mitochondrial-like. The transcript has 5 exons. The coding region runs from base 78 to 545 and encodes 155 amino acids. NCBI's taxonomy places the organism in Eukaryota, Metazoa, Nemertea, Pilidiophora, Heteronemertea, Lineidae. Gene Ontology annotation, molecular function: proton transmembrane transporter activity. Gene Ontology annotation, biological process: proton motive force-driven ATP synthesis; proton transmembrane transport. The record is from RefSeq and is a predicted model, not a curated record.
CGCAAUGUUAGCCUCCUUCCGAAAGAGAGCCCGUGUACACAGUGUAGCGACCGAGAAGCUCCAAUAAAACUACCAAAAUGUACGGUUUAGCCCGCCUCGUCGCCCCAGUCUCAAGGACCAUGGUUGCCAGCAACCGUGCUGUCCUUCGACCUCUCGGCAGUGUGAUGACAACACGAACACAACCAGAAGAAGUACAGUCUAGAAGUCUAAUGACCGUCAGCAACAAUGUCUCGGGCCUCAAUUUAUCAUUGAACUCAAAAGUCUUAUCAGUUCUUAAUAAUCAGAUCGCCAAUUUCCAGACAACUGCAGCUCAACGAGAUAUCGAUCAGGCCGCAAAAUACAUUGGUGCUGGUGCAGCCACAGUAGGAGUAGCUGGAUCAGGAGCUGGUAUCGGCAGUGUAUUUGGUAACUUAGUUAUUGGUUACGCCAGGAACCCCGGACUAAAACAGCAACUCUUCUCCUACUGCAUCCUGGGAUUCGCCCUGUCCGAAGCCAUGGGUCUCUUCUGCCUUAUGAUGGCUUUCUUGAUCCUAUUUGCCUUUUAAGUAUGCGACUUCUUAGGAAAUAAUAAUUUUGGACGGUUGAAAGUGUGAAUAUUUAACUAUGUAAAUGACACUAAGGAUCGUAGUUGUCUUCACAAUCUUUGGACAUUUCUAGUUUGUGCUCUAGAAGGAUCCUGUUACAACCAGUUGAGCAGUCACUGAUUUUGAUUCUUUUUAGUGGACCAUUGCCUGUUGGAUGUGAAAUUUCCUCCUCUGGCCAGCCCCCUUGUCUUGAUGAAUGCUACCUCAAUUCAUGGCAUGAAUGCUACCUCAGUCAGGGGUGCUUGUUGCUUAUAAAGACCAAUGAUGGCUUACUGUUGCAUGUCAAGCAUGACUUUUAAAAGGGUGGGGGAAUUUCCAAUCUAACUUGUCUGUAAAUUAUUAUCAUGUACAUAUUGUCUCUGCUCUCGAAGUGGCUGUCGACAGCCCUCGAUUGAGGGAGUUUCAACAGUCACUUGACCCUCAAUUGAGAUUGCCUACCUUAAACUGGAGGCCCUCUCAAUUCAUAACUUUCUGGGGGUUGUUCUCUCCAUGUGCUAAAUCCUGUGCAGAAGUCAAAGGAUCGAAAUCUGUGAUUGCACAACAUGCCAAUUCCAAUAUUGAGGAACAAGCUGGGUCGAUAUCAUUGUACAGAAUUUCUAGAAAACGUUCCUGGUCAUAACAAAAGGUAAUAAAUUGGUUGAUUCUGUAGAUUUUGUCUAAA